This is a messenger RNA of Plasmodium reichenowi, 219 nucleotides long. Its product is annotated as putative membrane protein. The record is from RefSeq and is a predicted model, not a curated record. The transcript has a single exon. The annotation marks the transcript as partial. NCBI's taxonomy places the organism in Eukaryota, Apicomplexa, Aconoidasida, Haemosporida, Plasmodiidae.
UUUAUCGUUCAUAUUAUUUCAUCCUUUUACUUUUAUCGUUCAUAUUAUUUCAUUCUUUUACUUUUAUCAUUCAUAUUAUUUCAUCCUUUUACUUUUAUCGUUCAUAUUAUUUCAUUCUUUUACUUUUAUCAUUCAUAUUAUUUCAUUUCUUUAUUCAUUCGUCUUUAUUAUUUUAUGUCAAAUUAUAUAUUAAUAUAUAUUUUACUUGUCUUACUCUAA